AAAAUGACACAGCUGCUAUUACUUCUGGUUUCUGUGGCCUCUGCAUGGGGUGCCCACCCCAGGGCUCCCCAGGACAGGACAGAUCUGCUCAACGUUUGCAUGGAUGCCAAGCACCACAAGGCAAAGCCGGGCCCUGAGGAUAAGCUGCAUGACCAGUGCAGUCCCUGGAAGAAGAAUGCCUGCUGCUUUGUGAAUACCAGCCAGGAGCUGCACAAGGAUACCUCUCUCCUCUACAAAUUCAACUGGAACCACUGUGGCAAAUUGGAGCCCAGCUGCAAGCGUCACUUCAUCCAGGACACCUGUCUCUAUGAGUGCUCCCCCAAUCUAGGACCCUGGAUCCAUCAGGUGGACCAGAGCUGGCGCAAAGAGCGUUUCCUGAAUGUGCCUCUGUGCAAAGAGGACUGUCAGAGCUGGUGGGAGGACUGCCGCACCUCUUACACCUGCAAGACCAACUGGCAGAAAGGCUGGAACUGGACCUCAGGGAUUAAUGAGUGUCCAGUCAGGGCCGCCUGCCAUACAUUUGAGUUCUACUUCCCCACACCUGCUGCCCUGUGUGAGGGCCUCUGGAAUCACUCCUACAAGGUCAGCAACUACAGUCGAGGGAGUGGCCGCUGCAUCCAGAUGUGGUUUGACCUGGCCCACGGUAACCCCAAUGAAAAGGUGGCAAGGUUCUAUGCUGAGGCCAUGAGUAUGGCUGAACCCCAUGAGAAUGGGCCCUUCUUGCUCUGCUUGGUCCUGAUGCUGCUGUGGUUCCUGAGCUGA
Messenger RNA from Chrysochloris asiatica (Cape golden mole), 762 nucleotides. Its product is annotated as folate receptor alpha-like. Lineage: Eukaryota; Metazoa; Chordata; Mammalia; Afrosoricida; Chrysochloridae. Gene Ontology annotation, molecular function: signaling receptor activity. The annotation marks the transcript as partial. Gene Ontology annotation, cellular component: external side of plasma membrane. The record is from RefSeq and is a predicted model, not a curated record. The transcript is spliced from 4 exons. Gene Ontology annotation, biological process: sperm-egg recognition; fusion of sperm to egg plasma membrane involved in single fertilization; cell adhesion.